CGUAGAAAACCUCAAUCGCAAAAACCCUCAAGUACACACAACACUACAUUAAUACACCUUUCGAAUUAAAUUCUCCAUUAUAUUUUCUCUGAUAAGUUUCGUUUGUUCGUGCGAAAAAAAAGUUUCGUUUGCGUUUAUGGUUAAUGAAAAAUUAGAGAAGAAAAAACAUUUGCAAAAUCUCGUCACUGAUUCUGAUUUCAUCCAAUAAGAUUCCGGAGUCUAAACAAUGUUGGGUGAGACAUCUAGCAAGAAUCCAAGAAUCAGCCACGUGUCCAUUUCCACCGGAGAUAUCUGCAGCGAAUUCGGAAGCAGCUCCGAUUUCGCUAACUACACCGUCCAUGUCCCUCCGACGCCGGAUAACAAUCCGGCUCCGCUUCACAUCGCUCUCCAAGACAUCGACACCGGUUCAUCUUACAAAGACGACGACUUGGAUCAAACCGAACUGAGAAUCAGUGAAGAAGAAGAUGCCUUGCUCUACAAGAUAUCUCAGCCCUUAACUCGUGUUGUCAAAAUCUCUCCGAUCAUCAUCGCUCUGUAUCGGAUUUUAAUAUUUGUCCGAAUCGUAUCACUAUGUCUGUUUCUAUUUUGGAGAGUCAAUAACGCAAAUGAGAAAGCAAUCUGGCUAUGGGGUCUCUCUGUAAUCUGCGAAAUCUGGUUUGCUUUCUCUUGGUUAAUCGACCAAAUCCCUAGGCUGUAUCCGGUUAACCACGCAACCGAUACCGAAGCCUUGAAGGCGAGAUUCGAAUCACCAAACCCGAACAACCCGACCGGGAAAUCGGAUCUUCCUGGAAUCGAUGUGUUUGUUUCAACUGCUGAUGCAGAGAAGGAGCCACCGUUGGUUACAGCCAACACAAUCCUUUCGAUAUUAUCCGUCGAUUAUCCUAUUGAGAAGCUUUCUUGCUAUCUCUCCGACGAUGGAGGCUCGCUUCUAACGUUUGAAGCAAUGGCUGAAGCAGCUAGCUUUGCGAAAAUAUGGGUACCUUUUUGCAGGAAACAUAAGGUCGAGCCGCGGAAUCCGGAAAGUUACUUCGGUUUGAAGAAAGAUCCUUACAAGGGUAAGGUGAGGCAUGAUUUUGUUAGAGAGCGAAGGUAUGUGAAAAGGGGUUACGAGGAGUUUAAGGUUCGGGUUAACGCAUUGUCUCAUUCGAUUAGAAGGAGAUCUGAUGCGUUUAAUAGCAAAGAAGAGAUCAAAGCCUUGGAGAAAUGGAAGAACUGGAAAGUGAAAGUUGAGGAAGACCAAGUCAAGGAACCAAGGCCUGCUAUAGUAGCUCCUAAAGCUACUUGGAUGAGUGACGGCACGCAUUGGCCGGGUACUUGGACUGUUCCUUGUCAGAACCAUUCGAGAGGUGACCAUGCUAGUAUUAUACAGGUGUUGCUUAAUCCUCCUGAAGAUGAACCGCUUAAUGAGAGAGGCGGUGAGGAGUGCGCACUGGAUUUCGAAGGAGUAGACACUCGUUUACCGAUGUUUGUGUACGUGAGCCGCCAGAAACGGCCUGGUUAUGAUCAUAACAAGAAGGCAGGAGCUAUGAACGCUUUGGUCCGAGCCUCAGCUAUAAUGUCUAAUGGACCGUUCAUAUUGAACUUAGACUGUGACCACUACGUCUACAACUCUAUAGCCUUUAGAGAUGGGAUCUGUUUCAUGAUGGACGAAGAUGGCGACCGCGUCUGCUAUGUUCAGUUUCCGCAGAGGUUCGAAGGCAUAGAUCCCUCUGACCGCUAUGCUAACAAAAACACUGUUUUCUUCGACAUUAACCUGAGGGCUCUCGAUGGGAUUCAAGGUCCGAUGUAUGUCGGGACAGGGUGUUUGUUCCGAAGAACAGCGCUUUACGGUUUCGACCCGCCUGAUCUUCCUGUGGAGACAGAACCGUCUGGAUGCUGUUGCUGCUGUUUCCCACGGGAAAAGAAACGCAGUCCCGCAACCGUAGCUUCUCAACCAGCGUACUACGUAGACGUUGAGGAGGAAGAUCAGUUUGAUGUCAAUCUGAUUAGGAAGCAUUUCGGUAGCUCGAGUAUGCUAGUGAGUUCCGUAAAGGUCGCGGAGUUCCAAGGUAAGCCAUUAGCCAUGGGACAUUCCAGCAUACGUGGACGCCCUCCUGGCUCCUUGACAUGCGGCCGCGAGCCACUGGACGCCGCGGCCGUGAGCGAGGCGGUUAACGUUAUCUCAUGCUGGUACGAGGACAAGACUGAAUGGGGAAUCAGCGUCGGGUGGGUCUACGGAUCGGUUACCGAAGACGUGGUGACAGGUUUUAGAAUGCAUGAGAAAGGAUGGAGAUCCUUCUACUGCGUAACUGAACCAGACGCGUUCCGUGGAUCCGCGCCGAUAAACUUAACCGAUCGGCUCCACCAGGUUCUCCGUUGGGCUACAGGAUCAGUUGAGAUCUUCUUCUCCAGAAACAACGCUGUUUUAGCUGGUAGGAAACUCAAGUUCCUCCAGAGAAUCUCCUACCUCAACGUCGGAAUCUACCCGUUCACCAGCGUUUUCAUCUUAACCUACUGCUUCCUCCCUCCGUUAUCUCUCUUCUCCGGCCAGUUCGUGGUUGAUAGCCUUGCGCCAACGUUCCUUGUUUACCUUCUGACGAUCUCUUUGUCUCUAUGUGGGUUAGCUGUUCUUGAAGUCAAGUGGUCAGGGAUCUCGUUAGAAGAAUGGUGGAGAAACGAGCAGUUCUGGUUAAUCGGUGGCACCAGCGCUCAUUUAGUCGCUGUUCUUCAAGGUAUCCUCAAAGUCAUCGCCGGAAUCGAAAUCUCUUUCACGUUGACUUCGAAAUCUUCUGGAGAUGACGAAGACGACGAGUUCGCUGAUCUCUAUCUGUUUAAAUGGACGUCUUUGAUGAUCCUCCCGUUAACGAUCAUAAUCUUGAACAUCGUGGCGAUUCUUUUCGCGUUUUGUCGGACCGUUUUCAGUGAUAAUCCACAGUGGAGCAAUCUCGUUGGUGGGACUUUCUUCGCCGCUUGGGUUUUGGUUCAUAUGUAUCCGUUUGCCAAAGGAUUGAUGGGAAGAAGAGGAAGAACUCCGACAAUUGUUUAUGUUUGGUCGGGACUUAUCGCUAUUUGCAUCUCUCUUCUCUACGUUACCAUUAAGAACUCGGAGCUUAACGGAGGAUCAUUUCAGUUGACUUAAAAGAUUAUUUUUCUUAUGGAUGUUUUUGAUUAUUUUCUUGACUCUCUAUGACGUUGAUCUCGUUAAUCUUUUUCGUUUUAUUUGGCUCCCUUGCUUACUAUUGAUAUUUUACUACUGCCUUGUUAUGCAUGUGAUCACAUAAAG
Brassica oleracea var. oleracea is the source of this 3262-nucleotide messenger RNA. RefSeq names its product putative cellulose synthase-like protein D6. The record is from RefSeq and is a predicted model, not a curated record. NCBI's taxonomy places the organism in Eukaryota, Viridiplantae, Streptophyta, Magnoliopsida, Brassicales, Brassicaceae. Gene Ontology annotation, molecular function: cellulose synthase (UDP-forming) activity; mannan synthase activity. Gene Ontology annotation, cellular component: plasma membrane; trans-Golgi network. Bases 227 to 3118 code for a protein of 963 amino acids. The transcript has 4 exons. Gene Ontology annotation, biological process: cellulose biosynthetic process; plant-type primary cell wall biogenesis.